Morus notabilis is the source of this 1081-nucleotide messenger RNA. RefSeq names its product endochitinase EP3. Lineage: Eukaryota; Viridiplantae; Streptophyta; Magnoliopsida; Rosales; Moraceae. The record is from RefSeq and is a predicted model, not a curated record. Bases 49 to 888 code for a protein of 279 amino acids. The transcript has 2 exons. Gene Ontology annotation, biological process: carbohydrate metabolic process; cell wall macromolecule catabolic process; chitin catabolic process. Gene Ontology annotation, molecular function: chitin binding; chitinase activity.
UAUAAAAAGGGUCACUCAUAACCUUCAUUUCCCAUCACACAAAAUAAAAUGGCUCCUCUUAGAAGAAGUAGAAAUAAUUGUGCACCUACCCUAAUUGUGGUCCUAGCGAUUCUCGCCGGGGCCGUGCCCCGGUUGAUGGCACAAAACUGCGGGUGUGCGGCGGACGAGUGCUGCAGCCGGUACGGAUACUGCGGUAAAAGCGACGACUACUGCGGGACGGGGUGCCAGGAGGGACCGUGCAACACGCAGCCGCUGACGCCGAGCACUCACAAUGUGUCCGUGGCGGACAUCGUGACGCCGGAGUUCUUCAACGGCAUAAUCGACCAGGCUGAUGCCGGCUGCGCUGGCAAGAACUUCUACUCGCGAGAGGUUUUUCUUGAGGCUGCCAAUUCCUACCCUGAGUUUGGUCAGGUUGGUUCCAUUGAUGACUCUAAGCGCGAGAUUGCAGCCUUCUUUGGCCAUGUCACGCACGAGACUGGACAUUUUUGCUAUAUAGAAGAGAUAAAUGGGGCGUCAGGUGACUACUGUGACGAGACAAACACACAAUAUCCAUGCAACCCGGAGAAGAAGUACUACGGUCGCGGACCAAUCCAAUUAUCUUGGAACUUCAACUACGGUCCUGCCGGCGAAAGCAUUGGAUUCGACGGCUUAAACUCUCCCGAAACUGUCGCCAACGACCCCGUCAUCUCCUUCAAGACAGCCUUGUGGUAUUGGAUGGAAAAUGUUCGCCCCGUCAUCGGUGAAGGCUUCGGAGCCACCAUUCGUGCAAUUAACGGCGCUCUCGAGUGCGACGGCGGUAACCCCACCACCGUUCAGAAGCGCAUUGAGUACUACACUGAGUAUUGUAACCAAUUGGGUGUUGAUCCUGGCGAAAACCUUACUUGCUAGCUAGAAUAUAUGUUAGAGAACUAUUAUACUAUAAUUAAUAAGCAUACAAAUAUUAUACAGUCAAUAUUUAAGGAAAUUCAAGGUUAUCUGAAUUUCUAUCUUCUGAUGUUUGGAUCUUAUUGUUGUUGUGUGCGCUUCUUUGUGAAUUGCAUACAAGGAAAUGAAGAAUAAUACAUAAUUUACAAAUACAUAU